This is a messenger RNA of Rhea pennata, 1657 nucleotides long. It is a transcript of the gene LAG3, whose product is annotated as lymphocyte activating 3. Bases 10 to 1536 code for a protein of 508 amino acids. The record is from RefSeq and is a predicted model, not a curated record. NCBI's taxonomy places the organism in Eukaryota, Metazoa, Chordata, Aves, Rheiformes, Rheidae. The transcript is spliced from 8 exons.
GAUGCCACCAUGAGGCCGGUGUCCAUGUUGCUGUUUCUCGCCUUCACUCUGCUGAUUUUCAGUGCUGGCCACAUCCUACCAGGAGAAGCAGAGGAAGAAAAGAGGGAACAGAAAGUGUGGGCCAGAGAGGGGAGUUCAGUUGUGCUGCCUUGCUACCUGAGCCCUAAAAAGCUGAAGAAUAGCUGGAAACAGCUAUCCGACAAGACAUCUGUGUUGUGGAAGCGGCAUGGGGGAAGCACCCAUCAGGAGCCACACAUGGUGUUGGAGGUGGAGUACACAGGCCUCCGGAAGAUGGCCCUGCCCAUGAGGCCCCGGGUGUCAGUCCAGGACCCUGCUUUACGCAAUGGCAAUUUCUCCCUGCGAAUCGACCCAGUCAGGAGUGAGGAUGCUGGGUGGUAUGAGGCACAGGUGGCUUACAACAACAAGGAGGUCCAGAACUGCCAGGUGGAACUGGGUGUGGUAACAGUAACCCUCAGUCCUCCUGGCUUUGUGGUAGAAAAUGAGCCUCUGUUACUGAGCUGUAACUCUAGUCACCGGGCCAGCCUUGUAGAGACACGUUGGUUCCACAAUGGACAACUGGUCCCCACCUCUGGGACUCUCUGCUCCUUUCAUGGGGCUCUCUCCAUCCUCCGGCCAUCCGUGAGUGACUCAGGCCACUGGCACUGCCAGCUCAGAUACUCCGACAAUGAGAUCAUUUCCGCCACACACAACUUGCAAAUUCUAGGUUUUGAUGGCCCAAUCAACCCUAUAGUCUAUGCUGCAGCUGGCUCUGCAGCUGACCUACCAUGCACUCUGAGCUAUCUACCCAGUGCCUUUGGAAUCAAUGGAGUCAAAGCCCACUGGAUUCGGCUUGCAGGAGGACACUUGGAAGACUGGGGCUUCUCCAAGAUUUGGAGUAGCAGAAGCUUUCCCCUUCACCUUUCUGUGGUGGGUUCAGGUGAUGCGGGGCAGUACCGUUGUGCUGUCUCUGUUGGCAGGAAGACAAUUAGCAGGGACGUGACCUUGGCAGUGGUUACAGUCACCCCAAGCAUCCAAGGACCGGUUUCUGAGGGGUCUCGCUUGCUGCUCAUUUGUAGCAUCACACACCCCCGGGGACAUGAACGCUUCCAGUGGAAGCGCAUCAACUCAUCUCCCACUAACAACAAGCUGGCUGUGGCCACCUCCCAUAACCCAGAGGGCCACGGAUCCCUAACAGGCCCUACCUUGGAAAUACCACAAGUAUCACAGAAGGAUAUAGGCACAUGGGAAUGCAGUGUACAUGGCCCAGAAGGCAGACUGGGAGCAGUGGAAUAUGGACUGCAGAUCACGGGUGCCCAGGUCUCCAGCCGUCCCAUUAUCUUUAGUGGGCAGGUUACUUUUGGGCUCACAAUCACCCUCUUCCUCCUGCUUACAGUCUGUGUUCUGGCUCUGGCCCUACAGAAAAGGGCACGAUCUCCUGCCUUCCCAGCGCUGGAAGGGAUAGUUGCAGUCAGUGUGCCGAGGAAGAAGGAGAUGGAGGAGAAGCAGGAAGAACAGAUCCAGCAGACUGAGUGUUGAUGGGAGCAGGGAUGCCAGGCCCAGUCUGCAUGGGGAAAUGAGACUCUGUGUGCCAAGCUACAGAGAGAUGGGCACCAUGCAGACCUUUCAGGAGGGUCUAGGGAUGGCAUGAACAUAACAG